This is a messenger RNA of Echinostoma caproni, 309 nucleotides long. Lineage: Eukaryota; Metazoa; Platyhelminthes; Trematoda; Plagiorchiida; Echinostomatidae. The record is from the annotation of a GenBank genome assembly.
AUGACGCACAUGACCAACUACAAGGGUGAUCGUCUCGCUCUUUACUUGUUCGAUGCCCUGUUCCGAUACAUACGCGACUGGACCAAUCUGCAUCUGGUCAGUGCUCCGCCUGCGCAGUUGGCUGACUUGUAUGCGAGUCGCUUUGCUUCAGUAGGCGCGCGUGAUUUGCCCCUCUACUCCGACCCUUGUCGUGAUCGACACGAUUUGGCUGUGUGGCCCACAGGUUGGCCUUGUGGUUCAAACGCACUGCCUGCUCUGUUGAUUUUGGGUCCGCAAAAAACAGGUCAGUCAUUUUCUGUGAAAAUCUGA